This is a messenger RNA of Notolabrus celidotus (New Zealand spotty), 1346 nucleotides long. It is a transcript of the gene psme3ip1, whose product is annotated as proteasome activator subunit 3 interacting protein 1. The record is from RefSeq and is a predicted model, not a curated record. Gene Ontology annotation, cellular component: nucleus. The transcript has 8 exons. Bases 137 to 922 code for a protein of 261 amino acids. NCBI's taxonomy places the organism in Eukaryota, Metazoa, Chordata, Actinopteri, Labriformes, Labridae.
CUUCCGGAGCUCGACUCGGCUGCAGGGGAACAGGUCGGAACUACUGUUCUGUCCGUCGAGAUAAACACGAGAUCAUUUUAAAGUGACACAAAACGUCUAGCUGUUGGAGGAGACGAGCACUACGUGGUCAGCUGUAAUGGCAGGGGGUGGAGCAGCAGGUGUUGAUCUAAGCAGGAAGUUUGUGACAGAAGCUGAGCUUGAUGAGCAGAGGAAGAAGAGACAGGAGGAAUGGGAGAAAGUCCGGAAACCUGAGGACCCAGAAGAGGCCCCAGAGGAGGAGUAUGACCCCCGCUCCCUCUUUGAGAGACUGCAGGAGCAGAAAGACAAGAAGCAAGAGGAUUACGAGGAGCAGUUCAAAUUCAGGAACAUGGUGAGAGGAUUGGACGAGGAAGAGACCAGCUUCCUGGACGAGGUCUCCCGGCAACAGUGCUUGUUGGAGAAGCAACGCAGGGAUGAAGAGAAGAAGGAACUGCUAGAGUACAGAAGCGCUCUAGUGAAGCAUGCAUCCACAGAAGGCCGUAAAGAGCCGGAGAAGAAGGUGGCACCCAAACAGUCAGGGGCCGAGCAGAGGACCAGCCACCUUUCUCAGGCUCAUCUAUUAGCUGGAGCUGUCAAGAGACGCAGCUCCUCUCAGUCUUCAGACAGCAGUAAGAAACAGAAGGUGGAAAUCACAACAGCAGCAUCAACAGGGAAUGGAGACAGACUCAAAGAACAGGAGGAUGGAGCAGGAGAAGGAGCAGAGCGGGCUGAAGAUAAACAAAUGGUCCCUGGUCUGACAGCCAAGACACCCUCAGCCCCAGUGGGCUCCGGUCAAGGCACACUACACCUGCCAUCAGCAGCCGUGUGCGUCGGGGUUUUACCGGGACUCUGCGUUUAUUCUGCCAGCAGCGACUCUGACAGCAGCUCAGACAGCGAAGUUUAAGCCGAGCAGCCAAUCCCGCACUGCCUAUCCCGAUGACCUCCUGCCCCCCCUCACACCCCCCUCCCAACCCAAGCCACAGUGACUGCGAGCUGUGUUGUUGGCUGAGGGAACAGUGAUUGACAGCUGUGGAGCAAAGGAAAGAGACUGCUUUAGCGUGUGUCACAUGACUCACCUUUUAGCUAUGAGCAACAGUGGAGAAAGAGUCGGGCAGGACGCGCUUCUCUAGCUUUUGGGUAAAAUGCCGUGAAAUCGUUUGGAAAAAAAAGAUGUUUUUAUUUGUGUGACGUGAUGUUUUCUCUCAUCAGUACUUUGUCUCAGAGUCAGGUCAUGCUGGAAAGAUGCUGGAAUGUUUGCUGCUGUCUCAAGUGUUAGGAGAUCUGUUGUUCAAAACUGAGCGGAGAAUAAUAAAGAGCUUUCCCUUGUG